This is a messenger RNA of Aspergillus costaricaensis CBS 115574, 354 nucleotides long. RefSeq lists its product as uncharacterized. The record is from RefSeq and is a predicted model, not a curated record. The transcript has 4 exons. The coding region runs from base 1 to 354 and encodes 117 amino acids. NCBI's taxonomy places the organism in Eukaryota, Fungi, Ascomycota, Eurotiomycetes, Eurotiales, Aspergillaceae.
AUGGGCUUCACUGUGUCCAAAGGCUCCAUCAUUACAUCUAUGCCGACCACUAUUACCCGGGACUUAUGUCACCCAGACCUCUCACCCAUUCCAAGUCAUUGGAUGACAGAUGGCCCCUGUCCUGUUGCGCCAGACGACGGCCACUGUCAAUGUGUUGUCUGGGAGAACAUCGAGAAAUGGAUGGCUGAACAUUCUUUUGAUCCCCAUGAGCCCGGAAUACUGGUUCACCCAAUAUUCGGUAAUCCAUACACCGAGAAUGGGACAAGUCAUAACCUUGGAGUGGUAGAGCUGGGGAGUGGGGGUUUACUACACAAAGGGGGGCAGCACACCAAGAGGGGUGGCGAAGGCAACUAG